This is a messenger RNA of Neoarius graeffei (lesser salmon catfish), 2187 nucleotides long. Its product is annotated as E3 ubiquitin-protein ligase TRIM9. Lineage: Eukaryota; Metazoa; Chordata; Actinopteri; Siluriformes; Ariidae. The transcript is spliced from 11 exons. The record is from RefSeq and is a predicted model, not a curated record. Gene Ontology annotation, molecular function: zinc ion binding; protein binding.
AUGGACGCAAUGGACGAUGAGCUGAAAUGUCCAGUAUGCGGGUCCUUCUACAAGGAGCCGAUUAUCCUGCCGUGCUCCCACAACGUGUGUCUGGGCUGCGCGCGGAACAUCACCGUGCAGACUCCGGAGGGUGAACCGCCGCCGCCACCGCCGAGUCGCGUGUCGGCCGGCUCGGACUACGACUACACGGACGCAAGCGAGACAGACAGCGGGUACGGCUCGUACACACCGUGCGCCAAGUCUCCCAACGGCGUGCGCGUGUUUCCUCCGGCACUACUGGCGCCGUCUUCUUCCUCCUCUUCCUCAUCGGCGCACCGCCACCGAUCCGUGACGUGUCCGCUGUGCCACCGCAGCGCCUCGCUGGAUGAGCGCGGCCUCCGCGGCUUCCCACGCAACCGCCUGCUCGAGGCCGUGGUGGCCCGGUGCCGCCGCCGCGGGACCCCUGAGAACAAGUGCCAGCUGUGCGAUCGCAACCCGGCCGACGCCACGGUCAUGUGCGAGCAGUGCGACGUCAUGUACUGCGCGCCGUGCCAGCAGCGCUGCCACCCCGCACGCGGGCCCCUGGCCAAACACCGGCUCGUGUCGCCUAACACCGGGGCCGCCGCCUGCCCUGGACCGCAAUCCUCCUCCUCCUCCGCGGGCGCCUCUUCCUCCUCCUCCUCCUCCUCCUCCUCCGCGUGCGCCGAACACGACGCCCAGAGCUGCACCGCGUACUGCGUCACCUGCAAGAUCCCCGUAUGCUACCUGUGUAUGCAGGACAGCAAACACGGAAAACAUGACGUCAAACCCAUAGCCGUCAUGUGGAAGCAGCACAAGUGCCAGUUGUCCCAGGCGUUGAAUGGCGUGUCCGAUAAGGCGAAGGAUGCCAAGGAGUUCCUGGUUCAGCUGAAGAACCUGCUCCAACAGAUCCAGGAGAACGGCGUGGAGUUUGAAGCAUGUCUGGUGGCCCAGUGUGACGCUCUGAUCGAAGCUCUCACUCGGCAGAAAGCCAAGCUGCUCACCAAGGUCACGAAGGAGAAAGAGAGCAAGCUGAAGACGGUGAGAGACCAGAUCACACACUGCACUAUGAAGCUGAGACAAACCACCGGUAUGAUGGAGUUCUGCCUGGAGGUCAUCAAGGAGAACGACCCGAGCGGAUUCCUACUGAUCUCGGAUGCGUUGAUUAAACGUGUUCAGCUCUCUCAGGAUCAGUGGGUUAAAGGCGCCCUGGAGCCGAAGGUUUGUCCCGAGUUCAACCUGAGCCUCAACACCGACCCUCUGCUGCAGGCCAUUCUACAACUCGACCUUAUCCAGGGCCGGGAUUCGAACACUCAGGAGUCUCUGGUACCGAGACAUAAACAUGCAGGCAUCCGGAAAGAGACGUAGAGUGCAGGAGCAGAGAACCCUGGAGUCCCUCCUGCUCCUUUACUGGAGCUGGAGAAGUGCUGCUUGCAAAACAACAGUGCCACUCUGGCCUGGAGGUUAAUGACACCUCAGCCGCUGCCCGUGGAGGGCUACAUCCUGGAGCUGGAUGAUGGAAACGGUGGACAAUACCGGGAGGUGUACGUGGGGAAGGAGACGGUGUGCACGGUGGAUGGUCUUCACUUUAACAGCUCCUACAAUGCUCGAGUCAAAGCCUACAACUCCAUCGGUGUUGGGGCUUACAGCAAGACCGUGGUCUUAAAGACAUCUGAUGUUGCCUGGUUCACCUUUGACCCUACCUCAGCGCACAGAGACAUCGUCCUGUCCAACGAGAACCAGACAGUGAGCUGCAACAGCUAUGACGACCGCGUGGUGCUCGGAACAGCUGCUUUCUCCAGAGGGGUUCAUUACUGGGAACUCAGCAUCGAUCGCUAUGAUAACCAUCCAGAUCCUGCAUUUGGUGUGGCACGCAUUAACACAGCAAAGGACGCUAUGCUGGGGAAAGAUGACAAAGCCUGGGCCAUGUAUGUGGACAACAACCGUUCAUGGUUCAUGCAUAACAACUCGCACACCAACAGGGCCGAAGGGGGAAUAACCAAGGGGUCGACUGUUGGUGUUCUCCUAGACUUGAUGAAACACACUCUCACAUUUUUCAUCAACAAAGAACAGCAUGGCCCUGUGGCCUUCGAGAACAUGGAGGGUGUGUUUAUGCCUGCGGUCAGCCUCAACCGCAAUGUACAGGUGACCCUAAUCACAGGCUUAGAAGUACCAAAGAACAUCAAAUAA